This is a messenger RNA of Rhincodon typus (whale shark), 1700 nucleotides long. RefSeq names its product BEN domain-containing protein 5-like. Gene Ontology annotation, molecular function: DNA binding. Gene Ontology annotation, biological process: negative regulation of DNA-templated transcription. The record is from RefSeq and is a predicted model, not a curated record. The coding region runs from base 285 to 1577 and encodes 430 amino acids. The transcript has 8 exons. Lineage: Eukaryota; Metazoa; Chordata; Chondrichthyes; Orectolobiformes; Rhincodontidae.
GUAUUGUUUUUACUGGUUUAUCCCUCUGGGCAGGUUUUUGCAGGCCAGACAAUUUUUGUUUUAAAUUUUGUUUUGUUCACUUGUUCCUUUUUAUUUCUGAUUUUGCUGCCUUCUAAUGAUCAACCCUUGUUAACAAUUUGAUGAUAAUGUUAACUUAUUAAUCACUUCACAGCAGGACUGAACAACAGAAAGAUGGGACUUCUGCUAAAAGAACCUGCCUGGUGUGAAGUUUGAAAAUGGCAUUCAUAAGUCAAUCGCAGUAUUGAGGUCUACGCUCAGAUACAAUGGCGGCAGUUGCAAAAUACGCAUAUGUCAGAUUCCUUGACGACAACGGUGUAUCCAGGAUUGUGUCCAUUCAGGAGGACAUCAAAAAAUUUAAGCUCCUGACCCACAAUCCCAGCAGAGUGUAUAUGGUUCGAUGGAUCCAGGCAAGCAUUGGCAAGUCAGAGGACUAUGACUCUGGGGAAUAUACGCGGAGCCCCAAUGAUCCAUACUGUAAAGCACAGAUCAUGUUGCUUGCAGAGUCCCCAGAAGAGAUCAGGGCAGAAAGAGCUAAGCAUGGGCUGCUGAAGUGUCCUACCUGGGAUAGCAAUGUGGAAUCAGAGAGCGCUGAUGAUGGGCCUGGCCCAAGCAGAGACACACAGGGGAAGAGGGCAUUGGAAGCCAUCAGUGUAACUAGGAAGGAUAAGAGAGCUCGGACAGAAAGUGCCUGGAGAAAACAUCUGCAGAGGCUAAUGGAUGGUUUCAAGACCGAGAUGCCCGACUGUGUUCUGGGGGGCGUAACAGAUUCCCUCUCUGUCUCGGGAGCGUUUGUGAAUGAAAUGGCCCCUCCACCUAGGAUGGUCGAACACGACUGGCAGGAAAGGAGACCAGGGCUCGUGCAGAUGGAGGCUGAGAACAAAGUCCUCAGGCAGAAGGUGGAAUCCAUAAACAGUGACCUUCAGGAGGCCACAAGAAUCAUCCGUCGUCUACAGGAGAGAAUGGACCAGCUGCAGGACCUUAACUGCCGACUCCAGGAGCAACUCCUAAGCCGCGCCCAGUCACGCCGACCUGCACUGUCCAGACGGGCCGUGGAUCUGACGAGACCAGUACCUCCCAGAUCAGUGCAGAUGAGUACGGAGCCUUCACCCACAUUCACUGGCUCACAUGGCGAGACCAACGCCUCUGCAGACAAUCUCUAUACUCCCAUUGAUGGAAUGGUACAACUUCAGGGUGGUCUGCAGAUUACAGAGCGCCAAUGGGAAAAUGUUCUGCGAUCGAAGACAAACUCGAUGUUUGUCAAGACCCUGGCUGCUGCUGUAUGGGGCUCAGACGUGCUCCGCAACAGGUCGAUCCAUGGCAGAGUGUGUGCCCGCUUCAUCAAUGCGGACACACCUCCUGUACCCAAACCUGCACUUUCUCCUGUUAAACUGAGUGCUGUUAAAGCUUGCUACGGCCACUACCUCAGAUCUAAGGGGAUGAAUACUGAAGGGGUCUGCAAGGAGCAAGCCCGGGUCCAUAGUUAUAUAUCGGAGAAGAUUAUGGACCUUAACAGAACAAGAAAAAGCAGCCAAGCACAACAGUCAGUGUCACAGUGAUGAGGAGGGAGGGAUUCUGCAUUUUUAUAAAUGUUUCUCCUUUUAAAAGUGUUGCCAUUUUCAUAGGGUGACGUACACUGUUAUGAUUUAGAUUUCCAAUAAAAUAGGUUUCAGAAUCUUCAA